Molecule: messenger RNA, 2634 nt
Organism: Boleophthalmus pectinirostris (great blue-spotted mudskipper)
Lineage: Eukaryota; Metazoa; Chordata; Actinopteri; Gobiiformes; Gobiidae
Gene: podxl2
Product: podocalyxin-like 2
Exons: 13
Coding region: 74-2239 (721 amino acids)
Source: RefSeq, a predicted model, not a curated record
GCCAGAGAGCUCUCAACAGCGGCAUCCAGCCUCCCCAAAAAGCCCCGGCGGUACGGAGUGUCCAUUUGGAGAGAUGUUGUGCACUGCAGCAGACAUGAAGGGCCUGCAUCGCGUUAUUCUACUGGCUCUUGUGUGCAGCAGCGGCGGUGCCUUCAGACUGGACUCCUCUCCACGGGUCAUCCCCCUCAGUUUUGCCGGAUCAGGUCUGGACCAGGACCAAGACCAGACUUAUCCCUUCUUCAUCCAGGAGUUGGUCCGAGCCCGGCGACAGGUGGCCCCGGAGUUAGUCAGAGCCCAGCCGCACCUGGUCCACGACAUGGGCUGGCCUGAAAUACACGAGACCACAAGGACCGGGGCCAAACCUGAGAUGACCAGUAACCAUACGGAGGAAAAAGGGACCAAUCAGAACGCGCCACAUCACAGAGUCUUAGAUGAUAACCUGGGAGUGAAAGACGAAAUGGAGAGAAUGGUUCAUCUCGCUGUGCCGCAAGAUCCAGAAGACUACCAGGGACCGUCUGAUCCUGCUGACCCAGAGUCAGAGCUCACUGCUGGGCCAGGAGCAGGAGACACCUCCCUGGAGGCUUCAGGCUUCUAUGGGACAGACACAGAAGACAGGACAGGAGACGAGUGGGGAGAGGAGAGGGAGAGAAGAAGGGGAGAGGAGGGAGGAGAGGAGAAAGACAGGAGAGGGGGAGAGGAAGGAGGAGAGGAGAUGAAAGCAGUAGAGGAGGGAGCGGAGGAGAGAGAGAGGCGAGGAGGAGAGGAGUGGGACAGAGAUACAGCGGAGGAUGGACAGACAACAGCAACAGAGAAGAAGACAGAGGGACAGGACGCCCACUUUUUGGAUGAUCUGGAAGUCAACCACACAUCACCAGACCUGGAUGCUCUUAUUGGAUACAGCUCUUCCCUCCAGGACCCCCAGCACGAGUCCAGCAUCUCCAGCCUGGACCAGGAGCACGACGCUGGGGUUCAGGAGCACCGUGCCCCCGCUGUCCUGGAGGUGUCUCAGUUGGAUAAAGCAGCGUGGGAGACAGAGGACAGCCAGUCCAGUGGAUAUGGAAGCCUGCACUCCUCCUCUACAGUGUCCAGUAUCCCCUCCAGCUCCUCCCCUCCUCCUGUGGACCAAAGCACCGGGACUUCUACUCCAGAGACCGACACAGGCACAGACUUCGGCCUGCUGGUCCCCUACGGCAAAGCAGAUGUAGAGGAUGAGGCAGAGACGGAGCGAGAGAAGGAGCUCCAGGAGGACACAGGACUGCCCUUCAGAGGAGUCUCCACACCGGACCCCACUGCCCCAGGACUGGCCCCCGCCCCGAGCAGAGGGCCCCUCCCCCCCAGUGUGCAGCAGGAGGAGAGAGAGGGGCCAGGCCAGUUUAAAGGAACUGAACCGUCUUGGGAUUGGCCGGAGAACACGUCACCCCCUCCAGAUCAGAGUUCAGAGGUCGGAGGAGUCACUGAGGUCAUGGUUCCUAACAGAGAAUUUGGAGAAAUGGGACCAGAGCAACAGGUGGUGUGCAUUGACUGGACAGAGCUGGCUGGACGAGGAUAUGUGGUCCUCAAUAUGACCAAGAACCUCAACUGUGAGGAGUUUCGUGCAGACAAAGGCGUGCGUCUGUUGAGGAUCCUGGAGAGAGUUUUCGCUCGCAGAAUGAACAGCCCUGAAGGAUCAUGGGUACUUUACCUGAGCAAACCUGUGCACCAGCAACGCCAGCUGCUGAUGAACGUGGCCUCAGAGCAGGGAGUGAUCGCCACCAAAGAUGUCCUGGACAUGUUGGGGGAGAUCAGGAAAAGCUUAGACAAGGUCGGUAUCCAAAACUACAGCUCUGCCUCCAGCUGCCAGGCCCGUCCCAGUCAGACCCGGAGCGACUAUGGCAAACUGUUUAUAGUCCUGGUGAUCAUCGGCUCCGUCUGCACCAUCAUCAUCACAUCAGGGUUCAUCUACAUCUGCUGGCAACGCCGCCUUCCCGCCAAGACCACGUUCAGAGCCGAGGAACUUCACUUUGUCGAGAACGCGUGCCACGAUAACCCCACUCUGGACGUGACCAACGACAACCAGAGCGAGAUGCAAGAGAAGAAACCCAGUUCUAACGGACUGCAGCAAGGCUCAGGGGGCGGGACUACAGCGGGAGGAGGCGGAGCCGAGAGAGGAGAGGGGGCGGAGGAGGGGCGGCGCUGGCAGGUGUUUGUGAAUCAGGCGGCGACCGAGGAGGAAGAGGAGGAGCAGGACACACAUCUCUGAAACUCAACGCAUCACACAAGACCAUGAAAUGUACUGAGACGAAUGGAGAAACGAUACUAGAAUAAGAGGUGCCAAUCUGAAUACGUGAAUCAUUUAUUUUGUAGUGAACAAGAAAAGUAAGAAGUAACUGGGAGAACUUGAAUGUUUGAACGCCUGAAUGGCUUUUGUGCUGACCAAUCAGAGAAGGGGGCUAUUUUAAGGAUCAAACGGUGUACAUUGGGUUACCAAAUAUGUCUGCAUGAAGAAUACAACAUCGAUAGUUUAGUGUGCCUUAGAAAAUACAAAAUGGCUGCAAUGUGUCUGUAUACAAUAUCGAGCAAAUUCACUUGAGCACUUUUCCAUAUUUUUUAUUUAUCCAUCUUCUGUAGACUUAAAGGUGCACCGCGUAUUUUUUC